GGUGUGUGUUUUUGGCAGUGCCGAAGUGCUGUCGUUGUCGUACUGUCAAGUUAGCUUAGCUUGUCAAAUGCGCCUAUGUUUUUCAGACGGCCAUGCUAACAUUAGAAAGUGUUUUUAAUCAGGAAACUGUACGCGGCUAACCUAGCUUUGCUGUUAUGGCUGCUGUUAUGCUCUUGGAGGGAAAGAAGCAGUUAGCCAGUAAAGAGUUGUGAUGGCACAGGUCACAUCGUGGUAAAGUUAAAUUAGACGAGCUUUCAUUAUGUAGCGUCAAUGCUGGGUUACAAUAGCGUUAGUGUUUAUUUUGUAAUGUUUAUUAGCGCGAGUUAGCUGAAUAUCAGCCUAGGCAAUAUUGACAUCGUACAUCUUGCCGUGUAUGGGUGUAAAGUGAACGCUACAAUAACCUUUGAAGGGUGUGUGUUGUUCAAAAGAGCAGCUAACUGUUGAAUUGGUAUUGAAAACCUGCCAUGUGAACUCCAAAGAAACUUCACAUUAAUGAGGGAACUAGAUAGUAGAACUGAAGAGAAAAAGGGGGAGAUUGACAAGCUAGCUGAAGAGUAUAUUGCAAAUGUCCGUAGUCUGGCAUCUGAACAGAGAGUGGAGCACCUACAGAAGAUUCAAAAUGCCUACAGCAAAUGCAAAGAGUACAGUGAUGACAAAGUACAACUUGCCAUGCAGACAUAUGAAAUGGUGGACAAACACAUCCGAAGGCUUGACGCAGACCUAGCACGAUUUGAAAAUGAGCUGAAAGAGAAGCUGGACGUCAGUGGCUAUGAGAGUCCAGAUAGUCGUGUACUAAAGAAAGGCGGAAGAGGACUGAAAGAGAAGAGAGGCCCAAGAGGAGGCAGAGGAAGGAAAGGGUCGGAUGAGGACUCACCACGAAAGAAAAAAAUUAAAAACAGUCCUGAAUUUAGUGACUCACUGUUGUCAGUUCAGCCAUCGGAUGUCUUGGAUAUGCCAGUUGACCCUAAUGAGCCAACGUAUUGUUUGUGCCACCAAGUCUCAUAUGGUGAAAUGAUUGGCUGUGACAAUCCCGACUGUCCAAUUGAAUGGUUCCACUUUGCCUGUGUUGACCUUACUACAAAACCCAAAGGGAAAUGGUUUUGUCCCCGUUGCACCCAGGACCGGAAGAAAAAAUGAAAUGUAUAUUUCGGAGGUUAAAAGAUUACUUUUAUAUAAUAUAUGUAUUUUUGUUUAUGUAGAAAAAUAGUGUAAUAUAUAUACACACACACACACACACACACACACACACACACACACACGUAUAAGGUCUCCAUGAAAUCAUGACCAUAUUUCUCUUAAAAUGUGGUCGAAAAGCUUUUAUUUUUUGAAGUACUUGAAAUUAUUUGUCUAUGGGGGACUUUAUCCAACAUUAUUGCAUCCUUCUUCAUCCAUGCCUCGAUAUUAGUAUUGGACUUAAACUUCACUUUCAGUUGAUUUCUUGUUUUUCAUAACAUGGGAUGACAAACACUUGUAGUCUUGGGCUUAAUUAUAUAGUUAUAUAAUUAUAUUCCAUGAAUUUCCAUGGCUCUUGCACUUGUCUGUAAUUAUGUUUAAAAGCGACAAAAGAAAGGCAUAUAUUCUAACUCCGUCCAGGUGGGCACCAAACCAACAAAACCUGAAAAAAACAACCUAUUUUUAACUAUCUGUCUUUUGAAUGUACCACAAAGGGAGGAGUCCCAGGCAUAACUGCUGUAAUAUUACCAGAACAAAAUGAUCUGAAUGCACUUUUGUAAGCACUGCUGUUAAGUGAAAUGGAAAAGAUUAACUAGUAUCAAAUGUUAUCCAUUUUAAAUUGACUUGUGGAAGAUGCUUUAAUCAUACACAAGAUGUUGUAAAAGCAAAUCAUGAGAAACACAUUCUAUUGGCAGAGGAGAGAGCACAAAACCAAAAGCAUACCAAAGUUAAAUCUGGCCAUUGUAUACGUUGUUGUGCUUAUGACAUUUACUGCUGUUUGUUUUUUGUUUUUGGUUAUGUCUUAAACCCAGUCAGGUUAAAUGAUAGCCCUAUAACUACUUGUGUAUUCCACUUUGCCAGUUUAGGCCUAAAUGUUUUCAAAGACCAAAUGUGAACAAUAAAAUAAGCUUUGGUGUGUAUUUAGAGAUCUGUAUAUAUGCUACUGGCACAUUCUGUUUAAUGUUAACUUUUUCCUACAUUUGGAAAAUACAAUGACACUUGCAGCUACCUUGUGCUAUACAAAGAGGAAAUUGAAUUGUAAAGUUAUUUAUUUUGCCAGUCAUCAGUAACGAAUUGGAGACAAUCAUCAGGAGAAUGCAAAUUUAAUGGCAUGUGAUUAAACAUUUUGCCCAAAGAUAAUUCCACUGCUGUCCACUCUGUAUUUCUCCUACUGAAAUGGGUACUUUUGUAUUUCUCAUGGGGCAUAUUCUUAUCACUUGACUGUGAAUAUAAAAGUAUCGUUAUUUCAAAAAGAACACUGUUCCUAGAGGAGGAGUGAGCAUUUUUGUAUAUCAGUGUUUCAUAUAAAAUGUCAAUAAAUAAUAAAUAUUUACCAGUA
Molecule: messenger RNA, 2512 nt
Organism: Alosa sapidissima (American shad)
Lineage: Eukaryota; Metazoa; Chordata; Actinopteri; Clupeiformes; Clupeidae
Gene: ing5a
Product: inhibitor of growth family, member 5a
Exons: 8
Coding region: 493-1137 (214 amino acids)
Biological process (GO): positive regulation of apoptotic signaling pathway; positive regulation of DNA-templated transcription
Cellular component (GO): nucleus
Molecular function (GO): chromatin binding
Source: RefSeq, a predicted model, not a curated record